This is a messenger RNA of Danio aesculapii, 2026 nucleotides long. RefSeq names its product uroporphyrinogen decarboxylase (gene urod). NCBI's taxonomy places the organism in Eukaryota, Metazoa, Chordata, Actinopteri, Cypriniformes, Danionidae. Gene Ontology annotation, molecular function: uroporphyrinogen decarboxylase activity. Bases 126 to 1235 code for a protein of 369 amino acids. Gene Ontology annotation, cellular component: cytosol. Gene Ontology annotation, biological process: heme biosynthetic process. The transcript has 10 exons. The record is from RefSeq and is a predicted model, not a curated record.
UUCAAGAUGGCCGCGCCCUUCAGUUUGGAGGCGUGACGUUAUACUGUUACAACACAGAGUCAGACCGAAUAAAACAGCUUGACAAGUUUGCUGAAUCCCAUUCAAGCUCUCCAGUGAAGCCGGUCAUGAUGGAUAAGGACAGUUUCAUUCUCCCCAAAGACUUUCCAGAGUUGAGGAAUGACACAUUCCUGAGGGCGGCGCGAGGAGAAGAGAUCGAGCACAUUCCAGUGUGGUGUAUGAGACAGGCUGGACGCUACCUGCCAGAGUUCAGGGAGUCACGAGCGGGGAAAGAUUUCUUUGAGACGUGUCGUUCCCCUGAAGCUUGCUGUGAGCUUACGUUACAGCCCCUCAGGCGAUUCCCAUUUGAUGCUGCCAUCAUCUUCUCCGACAUCCUGGUGGUCCCUCAGGCCAUGGGAAUGGAGGUUCAGAUGUGUCCAGGAAAGGGCCCCACGUUCCCAGAACCACUGAAGGAGCCCGAGGAUCUGCAGAGGCUGAAGACUCAAGUGGACGUCUAUUCUGAACUUGACUACGUUUUCAAAGCCAUCACACUGACACGACACAAAAUAGAGGGGAAAGUUCCUCUCAUUGGCUUCACUGGAGCUCCGUGGACUCUAAUGUCCUACAUGAUUGAAGGAGGAGGCUCCGCAACACACUCAAAGGCUAAACGCUGGCUCUACAGGUACCCAGAGGCCAGCCAUAAACUCCUGAGCCAGUUAACAGAUGUCAUCGUGGAGUAUCUGCUUGGCCAGGUGAAAGCUGGAGCUCAGGCUCUGCAGGUUUUCGAGUCUCAUACUGGAUGUUUGGGCCCAGUGGAGUUUAAAGCGUUUUCUCUGCCGUAUCUGAGAGACAUUGCUCGACGAGUUAAAGACAAGAUCAAAGAAUCUGGUUUAGACAAUGUGCCCAUGAUUGUUUUUGCCAAAGAUGGUCAUUAUGGGCUUGAGGACCUCUCUGAGUCUGGUUAUGAAGUUGUGGGUCUCGACUGGACCAUAGACCCGCGUUCAGCACGUGUGAGGACUGGAGGCAAGGUUAGUUUGCAAGGCAACAUGGACCCCUGUGCGCUCUACGCCACAAAGGAGAGCAUCUCUGAGAUCGUGAGGAGGAUGUUGGAGGGCUUUGGCACCAAGGGCUACAUCGCUAAUCUGGGUCACGGCCUUUACCCAGAUAUGGAUCCAGAAAAUGUGGGCGCAUUCGUGGAGGCUGUACAUAACUACUCUCGCCAGCUCCUCAAACACUAAUAAACCAGUGCUCUUCCAUCAAAAGACCCAAGAAACAACAGUGCUGAGAUAUAGCACCAGAGAAAUGCUAUAGUACGAGUCCUACAAAACCUGUCAAGAAAUGAGGAAGGAAAUGUCAAGAAACCUUUUGAAAAUUCUUGGGUUCUCUAGAUUUACGAUUUAUAACUACGUGUUUGAGUAAUUUGUUUCAUUCAGUAAACUAUUGGUUACUAUACUUUAAAGAAAAGUAAACAAAAUCACUAUUUUUGAUGGAGUAACACAUUUUGAAGUAUUUGCUAUUCUGACCACUUGUCAUUUUGGGGAUAAUUUUAUUAUUAUUAUUAUUAUUUGAUGUAGGGCCACAUAUUUUGCUAUUUCUGCUGAGAAUUCUGUAAAAAAUCUGCGGAUUUAUGCGGAAUCAUUUUAGGAGUAUCAUAACUGAAACCUUGACGUAUUAAAUUAAAGUUAAAAAGCUGUUGUUUUUUUAUGUUUAUAAUGCAUAUACAAUUAGAUCCCACUUAUUUGGUAAACAAAGCAAGUCUCUCAUAUAAUAUAUCUACUAAAAGACAGAAAAUAUUACUUUACAAACUGAAUUGUAAAUGAGUCAUAAGAACAUUUUAAUAUUAUAUCACAAAUAAAAUUAGCGAAAUAAUUAAAAAAAUUGGAUAAAUAUAAAUUAACACACAUUUAGUAAAUACAGAAUGCAAGUAAAUGCAUAGAUAAAAAUCUGGAAAUCUACAAAUUCCUGCACUUGCAGAUUCCGUGUGGGCCUAGACAUAAGGAAGCAAUGUUACCAGACCCGUAUAGAGGAA